CGGAGGGACAAAAAGAGUCCGUUCUGCUGCCGCCUCCGCGUGCGGCCCUGCCCGCAUCCCGGCGUGCUUUGCGUUUCCGCCGCGCCUGUGUCUCUUCCGUCUUCGAUAGCAGGCCUAGAGGACGGGCCAGGUCGUUGGCAGCGGCAGGAUGUUGGCUUCUAGGGCAUUUAGUUUAGUUAGCAAGCGAGCCAUUUCUACAUCCAUCUGCAUGAGAGGACACGGACAAGCUGUUGUGGGCAUGGAGGACGCCAGCCUCCCGUCUUACGUGGAUCGUCGUAACAUUCCCCUGCCUGAUGCGCAAUAUGUGAAGACUCUCUCUGUUGAGCAGAAGACCCUGAAGGAAAAGGAAAAGGCAUCGUGGAAUGCCUUGACCAUUGAUGAGAAAGUUGCACUGUAUCAUAUCAAAUUCAAUCAGACUUAUGCUGAAAUGAACAAGGGAACAAAGGAGUGGAAGACUGUUCUUGGUGCCACUGCCGCCUUCCUUGGCUUCUGCGGCUUGUUCCUCAUAUGGGAGAAAAUGUACGUUUUUGCGCCUGUCCCUCACACCCUUUCUGAAGACUGGGUGGCCAAGCAGACCAAGAGAAUGCUGGAUAUGAGAGUUAAUCCCGUUGAAGGCCUUUCUUCCAAGUGGGAUUAUGAGAAGAACGAAUGGAAGAAAUAAAAUGACUCCUGGAACCACUGGACUUGUUCUGCUUGAAUUUGCAAUGAUUCCAUUACGUAUCUAUGACCUCAUUGCUUCUGUACUGGAACAAACCCUCCAUUUCAAUAUACCUGCUAAUAAACAUCUGGUUUACUUGAAA
Molecule: messenger RNA, 800 nt
Organism: Alligator sinensis (Chinese alligator)
Lineage: Eukaryota; Metazoa; Chordata; Crocodylia; Alligatoridae
Product: cytochrome c oxidase subunit 4 isoform 1, mitochondrial
Exons: 5
Coding region: 149-661 (170 amino acids)
Biological process (GO): mitochondrial electron transport, cytochrome c to oxygen
Source: RefSeq, a predicted model, not a curated record